AUGUUUUUGAAAUUAAUUUCUGUAUUAUUAAUUGUAUCGUUGGCAUACGUUGCCAAUGGUCAACAAAGUGCACCACUCACUGUCUCUGCACGUUCCGGUGUGUUCACUGGUAUCUACUUCAAUAGCACUCGUGCUUUCUUGGGUGUUCCAUAUGCCAAGCCACCAGUAGGAUCCCUCCGUUUCGAGCAACCGCAGCCACGUGACUACAUUUUUGGUACCUACCAAGCCACCACCCACGCUCCAUCCUGUUGGCAAUCCGGUAAGCCAGCCGGUUACGUCUACAGCGAAGAUUGUUUGUACAUGGACAUCUACACUCCAAAGGGUUACAGCAGAAACAGCAUGCCAGUUCUUGUCUUUAUUCACGGAGGACGUUACUGGACUGGUGCCGCCACCGACUUCCCAGGUGACAAGCUCGCUGCCAUCCAAAAGGCCGUUGUAGUCAUCAUCCAAUAUCGUUUGAAUGUUUUCGGUUUCCAACCAUUCUCAGACUCCAAUAACAAUCUCGGUCUCCAAGAUCAACAACUCGCUCUCCGAUUCGUCCGUGAUAACAUCCGUGCUUUCGGAGGUGAUCCAUCUCAAGUUACCAUCUUUGGUGAGUCUGCUGGAGGUUCCUCAGUUUUGCACCACACCAUCAUCCCAUCGUCUUUCAGUCUCUACAACAAUGCCAUCAUCCAAUCUGCAUGGCAAUGGUACAUUCCAACCGUUGCUCAAGGUCGUACCAAGAUGGCUUCAUGGGCUGCCACCAAGGGUUGUGACGGUACCACCGACAUCAUCACCUGUUUGAAGACAAAGAAUGCCACUGACAUCACUCCAACCGCUGGUCAAUCCGACUUUUUCGUUCCAAUGGUCGAUGGUAAAUUGAUCACCUCACUGCCACUCAAGGCAAUCAAGGAGAAGCGUUACAACUACGAUGCCACCAUCAUGAUGGGUCACAACUACGACGAAGGAAACUUCAUGGCUUACUCACGUCUCGGUUGGGUCCCACCCAACGUAACUGUCACCGACGCCACCUACAACACCUCAAUCGCCAAGUACCUCAACGUCUACUUCAACUCCUCCCAGGUCACCGACAUCAUGAACCUCUACGCUCCAGUCGCCGCCCAACUCGGAAACUGGUAUGGUGGUGCCGAAUUCUUUGGAGACUACUACAUUGUCUGUGGUUCCAUUUUGGCUUCACAAUACUUCAAGGCCGACAGAGUCGAAGCCUACUACUAUCUCUUCAACUACUCCUCACCAAAUUACCCAGCCAACGAAUGGUUCUUGGCUGCCUCACAUGGAAAUGAGUUGCCAUACAUCUUCUUCCAAGAUAUCUACACCCCAUAUCCAUUCGCCAAUAGCGACAACCUCCUUGCCUCGAGAAUGUCAAGUGCCUGGGUCGAUUUCGCCGAUAACGACUCUCCAAGAUCACCAUUAUCAGAUUGGCCAACUAAUUACCCACAAGCCAUGUACUACGGUCCAAAUGCAUCCGAUUUCAAGGCCACCAAACCAUACACCAAGGAUAUCUGUGAGAAUUGGAGACAAUACUUUGAAGCCUAUUAA
Heterostelium album PN500 is the source of this 1539-nucleotide messenger RNA. Its product is annotated as carboxylesterase. The transcript has a single exon. Bases 1 to 1539 code for a protein of 512 amino acids. Lineage: Eukaryota; Evosea; Eumycetozoa; Acytosteliales; Acytosteliaceae. The record is from RefSeq and is a predicted model, not a curated record.